This is a messenger RNA of Saxophila tyrrhenica, 630 nucleotides long. Its product is annotated as serine/threonine protein kinase. NCBI's taxonomy places the organism in Eukaryota, Fungi, Ascomycota, Dothideomycetes, Mycosphaerellales, Extremaceae. Gene Ontology annotation, molecular function: ATP binding; protein kinase activity. Gene Ontology annotation, biological process: protein phosphorylation. The record is from RefSeq and is a predicted model, not a curated record. The transcript has a single exon. Bases 1 to 630 code for a protein of 209 amino acids.
AUGAUGGUGGACCGUAACCUCGCGAUCAAGCUGACAGACUUUGGCUUCGCCACGCAGCUUGAUCGCAACGAGACAUGGACUAGCGGUGUCUUUGCCGCGAUAAACUACGUCGCUCUUGAGAUUCUGGAUUACUCGGCGGCUCGAUGGUACGGCUUGGCUGUUGAUAUCUGGUCCGCCGGCAUCGUCUUACACAUCUGUCUUUGCGGCUUUCCACCUUUUAGCGAUGAGCUAUUGUCGCCGGAGAACCCUUACGCAUUGGUUGAGCAGAUCAAGCUGGGUCGUUUCGAUUACCCUUCGCCUUACUGGGACGCUGUUGGAGAUGCUGCACUCGAUCUCAUCGACCGUAUGAUGACGGUGGACGUUACUCAGAGGGUCACUAUUGAGCAGUGCAGACUGCACCCUUGGAUGUCCCCGGGCUACUCGCCGCUGUCGACAAGUUUCCCAUGCUACGGCUGCGGGAGGAAUGUUGAGGACAAACCGCCACAUCGAUGUUUGCUGUGCGAUGAUUCUGAGCUUUGCCAGGAGUGCUUGAAAGCGUCGGAUGCUGUAUGGACUCACCACCAUCUUAGGUCGGAUUUCUAUCUUGCAGACCAAGCGGCUGAGAAAAGGCGAUUGCGGAAGAUCGACUAA